Ostrea edulis (European flat oyster) is the source of this 2672-nucleotide messenger RNA. RefSeq lists its product as uncharacterized. The coding region runs from base 244 to 1680 and encodes 478 amino acids. Gene Ontology annotation, molecular function: cell adhesion molecule binding. The transcript is spliced from 11 exons. Gene Ontology annotation, biological process: cell-cell adhesion. Gene Ontology annotation, cellular component: cell-cell junction. Lineage: Eukaryota; Metazoa; Mollusca; Bivalvia; Ostreida; Ostreidae. The record is from RefSeq and is a predicted model, not a curated record.
UUUUUAGUACUUAUAUCGAGACUUAAAGUGUAUGUACUGCAUGUUCUCUGCCGAUAUAAUAUUCUAGUUUAUUAAAAGAUUACAUUUCUCAGCCUUUAUAAAGGAUUAUAGCAUGGCUUCCAUAGAUUCAGAGGAAGGACACCCUCCGAUAACAUCUGUGAAUAUCUAGGAAAAACAAAGCACACUCGUCAACUUAGAGGUGGGAUUGAUUAUUCACUUCAUCACGUUUCCGUGGCUUGCUAAAUGACACUUAAAUAUUGUAAGGAUGAUAAUGUUGAAUCAAACAUGUCGGCUCUAUCAUGGCGAACAAUGAAUUUCAUCAUUCAAGUGACAUCGCUAUAUUUCAUCAUUGGAUCUUCAGCGUCACCAGAUUCAACGAAUUAUGAUGAUGUUGACGUGUGGAUUGAACGAUGUACCCUUAACGUGAAAUGGGCGUCAGAAAAUGAGGAAAACGGAUGCCGUGCAAAUAUGUAUCGACUGAAACUGUACCACAAUUCCAAGGAAAUAUCCACUGCAGAUACUAAAGCUUUAAAGUAUUCUUACAACGGAAUAGAUUCAGAGUCUACAUACCAAGUCGAAGUGACGCCAGUCUUAAGAUGUGAUAACAGUUCUUUAAUCUUCCAGAGCAAAAGGAUGAAAACUAUUUCAGCUAUUCCAGCUUCACAACAAAAAUAUAUAACCAGAAAUGUAUCCGAAAAGGUUGUAUUAGAAUGCCCUCUGAAUGGUGCCUACCAACCAAUCAACGUGAAAUGGCAGCAUGAUCUUGGAGCAAAACGUACAACUGUAAGAAGUUUCUCCUCGUCAAUGAUCAAUCUACAAAGCGUUUCCUAUAGAGACAUGGGGAAAUACACCUGCGUUGUCGAAUACAAUCCUUGUGGAAAUACAGGGAUUUCAAGAAAUUCAACGAGUUCCUUGGUCCUUAGUUUGAAUGGUCCACCAUUAAUCUCAAACUAUGUAGAGGCUACCAGAGUUAGAUCAGGACAAAAUAUGACAUUGGCGUUAAAUGUAAUAUCAUUUCCCCCACCGUAUGGCCGUGUAAUUAUAGUAAAUCAAAAAGGAAAUCGUAUUUUUGAAAACACUGUGUCAUUCGAACCAAAAUACAUGCCGCUUCUGUCCUAUGGAAGAUCAGUGGAAUUAAAUGGUUAUAUCUCGGAGUUGGUGUUGCAGAAUAUUACAGAGGAGUGGUUUGGAACCAACAAUGUAUUUGUGUUCAACAACUAUGGAAACCAUUCAGUACAUUUCACGGUAGAGGGGUUCACGGAUGAAGACAAUUUCAUAGUAAAAUUUCUCAAGAAGAACAUCAUUCUUUUGGCUGGACUUGGAGGAGGAAUUCUGGUUCUGAUUAUCAUUGUCAUUGUGAUUGUCAUCACAUGUGAUACAAAGAGAAGAAAGAGACGGGAAAACGUCACAUUAGAUAGAGACCAAAACGAUCAGCCCCAGGCAGAAUCAUUAACCGGGAAUACAACCAAUGGUCAACAUAUUUACGCUAGGCCGUUUUCAUUUGGCAAAUAUAAAGAACAGGAUUCAGCAGAAGUUAAAACAUUAACAGACCGUGACUAUCAGAUUGAAUUGGAUCGGAGACAAUGUGCAAGUUUAUAUAGUUAUGGUGGAUUCUCUGUCAAUGAAUUUCAAGACGAUGAAUUAAUGUACGACAAUCAGUUCGCUCCAGAAUACAAAUAGAAAGGAUGAAACCAAACUGUGUAUUGUACGGGUUAAUUCGGCCCUAAAUUCUUUACAGCAAAGUGUACUUAACUUUGAUGAUGAAUGUAAGCAAAGCUUUCUCAUAUGAUACAUGUAUAUAUUAUCAUGUAAUUUAUAGAAAGAUGUAGUCUUUACCUUUUUUUAAAUUGCACAUUUUUUUUACACCAUUUCCCUUUCAAUAAACAUACAGUGCUUUUGAGAACAUAUUUCAUAUGCAUCUAUCAAAGAAAGGUCAUUAUUAAGAACAGAUAGGGCUUGCAUGGUUUGUGUUAAAUAAUGUGCUCGGAUUGGCCUCUUUUCAUACAAUGCUUGAAUUUCGACCUUUGAAAUAAAUGACAAUUAUGAAAACACAAACCGGUUUUCUGUUGUUUAGCAAAAAUAUAGCUUCAUUGAACGAAACACCUCUAGCUUGGGCACAAAGAAGGUUUACUUAAUGAAAGUUUACGGUAGUAAAUUAUUUUAAGUAAAGUUCUUGUUUAAUUUAUAUCGCACUUAUUUGAUUAACCUUCUUGAGCCCCUCGUAUUUUUGAUGUUGAGUAAGAUGUUAAGUAAUUUUCUCAAAGGAGGCAUAUAGGGUUCUUUAUCAUGCUGAGGUGCAAGUACGUUCAAUUAUUGAAAAAUUAUAUAGUACCAUAUUAUAUGAAUACAAUUCGGUAAGAUAUAUAUCAUUAGAAAUCUUUAUUGAUCUGCAGCAAGUCUAGAAAAAACGUAAACUACUUCACGUAAAAGUGUGCAGAUCCAAUUUACAGUAGGAUUGUGGCCCGAUUUAUUUGUAAAACUCACCUUAUUUGAUUGCAGGCAGCUCCAUUUUGAUAUUUCAUAAUGUGUUGUAGGGGGUCAGAUUGCAUAAUCAUACCUAUGUGAUACAAAUGUUCUUGUAUUUUCUGUUUUCUACUCAUUCUGACCCCCACUAGCUUAUUCUGUUAUAUAACUUCGUCAUUUUCAAAAUAAAUGACAUUUUUUUCAAUUCA